Penaeus monodon (black tiger shrimp) is the source of this 8101-nucleotide messenger RNA. RefSeq lists its product as uncharacterized. The transcript is spliced from 11 exons. Gene Ontology annotation, biological process: negative regulation of transcription by RNA polymerase II; chromatin organization. The record is from RefSeq and is a predicted model, not a curated record. Gene Ontology annotation, cellular component: pericentric heterochromatin. The coding region runs from base 175 to 4773 and encodes 1532 amino acids. Lineage: Eukaryota; Metazoa; Arthropoda; Malacostraca; Decapoda; Penaeidae. Gene Ontology annotation, molecular function: chromatin binding.
GUUUUCCCGCGCGCGCGUUUCAUACCUGGUUUGUUUACGUUGCGAGAGGCCUCGGACGGCCAGACGGACGCGGUCCCUUUUAGUUUGCCAAUUAUCGGAACUGGGAUGUUUGCCGCUCGUUAAUAGCCGGCGGAGGAUGUGAUAGCGGCGCAGCGUAAUAGGUGGAGAGAUAGAAUGAAUUCGUUCGUGAGCGUCGACAGGGAGGAGGACGAGUUCAGCCUCCAUGGCGACCCGACCAAGUCCGAGGAGGAUUCCUCCCAUGGCGGGGACUCGUGCUCCUCCUCGGCGGGAAGCGUCGUGCUGCUGCUGCCGAAGGAGAACGUCGUGGUGGAGGCGAGCGAGGACGAGGCGUCGCCGGAUGUGAUUCCUAUCACGGUGGACAACAUCCCCGUCUAUUUGUCGCGGUCGGCUGACGGGACGCCGCUCUUCAUCAGGUGUCGGCCGCCCACCAUGGAGGAGCUGCUGCUCACCAGCCCCGACGAGGCCACCCCGAGCUUCGACGGGUUCUCCGAGGCCAGCGGAAAAACCUUUGAGGGCUUCUCUGAGACCAGCGGCAGGACCUUCGAUGGGUUCUCCGAGGCCAGCGGCAGCACUUUCGAGGGGUUCUCAGAGGCCAGCAGGUGCAGCAGUGCGGGCAGUGCUUCCUUUGAGGGUUUUACUGAUGAGGUUGUUUGUUUCCGGGAUGAGGAUAGGACCAGUACCCCUUUUGAUACCAAAUCUGUCAAAAGAACAGAACAGUCAGGUGGGGCAUCAUGCCCUUCAUCACUGGGGAGUAGGAAAAGGAGCCACAGCCAGAUGAGGUGCUUGGAUGGUCCUUCAGGUGACAGAGUAGUGGUUCUGGGAAGUGAGAGCAUAGGAGUAAGGACAAGAAAGCGAUCUCGAGGUCUUGUAAAGGAGGAGGAGGAGGAGCAAGAGGAGAGCAGUGCAGUUGUAUCAAUUAAAAAGGAGUCUGAGAACAGAACUUUAAAUUCUCCAUUGGAAAAGGAUGUGAAUGUGGUGCAUGAAGAAACAGACCAAGAUGUAACCAAGCAAAAUAGAGUUAACUUGACUCAAGAUUCACCAAACAAACGCAAGAGAGGGAGACCAAGGCUAAAUUCAAAUAUGCAAAUUGAAGCUGGCACUGUGGAAAUCCUGUUUGAUGACUUCAUUGGCAAGUAUUGCAAUCGUGUUGGUUGUACCAUCAGUUGGCUAGAGAGCUUGCGUACAAUGUGCAUAACACCAAUAAAUGGAAUGGUAUAUGAGCUAAGUGAAUUUGCUAAUAAGAUUGCUUGGGAACAAGAUUAUAUUGCCGUAUGGCUCUUAAGACUGUGUGGAUGUACUGGUGCUAUACCAACAGCAGAAGAUCAUGCAAAAGUGCGCAUUAUAUUAAAGCGAAGAAAGGCACUUAUGGUUACAUUAGCUGGACAGAAAUUUGGAAGUGCAAAACUUCAGGAAUUUGAUGAAACAGAAUUUAUUUUGCCUUCAGUCAGUGAUGUCAAGUUGGAAAAUGUCAAUGAUGAACAGACUAAUGGAAAUUUGGUUAGUGAAGUUAGAAGAUCCAAGAGACAAAGAGUUGCAAAACCACUUGAAGAAGUUGAGGAAAUACGUGAGUAUUUAGGGGAUGAUGUUACUUGCAAGGAAGAAGAAAUUACAUUUCCCACAAACCUGGAGACUGUAGAAGUAAAGAUGGAACAAGAUGACAAAUCAUUAGUUGAUUCAAGUGUUAAUACUAUUCAUACACCAGGUAAUGAAUCUAUCCUUAAUUCAAGCCCAUAUACAUGUCAAACAUCAUCAGGGACUGAUGAAGCAUUAGGUGUAGACACAAGUGCAAGUCACGUAGGCAUAACAGAAGCUGGUGAGAAGAAGGUCACUGGCAGCAGCAAAUUCAAAGGAACACUUGGGGUUAGUAAGAGUGGCCGAGUGCGAAAACCUAGCGCCAAGGGAAGUGUUUCUAUAGAAUUUAAGUACUUGUUUAUGGAAAAGCAAGGCCCUUUUCCAGAAUCCUCUAACCCUAGUGUUAGUGCACCACAGAAAGAGAAUAAUGAUUUAAGGAAAUCUUACAAUAAAGGUAAUUUUACCCAUCCUACUGAAAAUGAGACUCCAACACAGAAAGAACGAACAAAGAAAUGUUUCAUUGGCCCAAGACACUUGAAUAAAUAUAUUGACAUGGAAAACAAGCGGGUGUCAUUUACUUUAGAGGAUGGCCGUGUGAUUCCCUGUUUCAAAGAAUUAGAUUAUAAUCUAGGUCCACGCUCCUGUGCAGUGGGACUCACAGUUGGCGAUCUUAACACAAAGGACAAGCUUGAUAUUAAGCUCAGCAAUGGAAUUGUCAAAGAGCUUUUUGAUUUCUAUAUUUCUCGUGGAUCAACACUAACUUCCUUGGUGUGCCGUCUCUUUUGGAUGCUUGGAGUUCCUCAUGAUCCUGGCAGAAUUUUGUCAACAACAUCAAAGAUAGGUAUAUUAGGUAGAACUCUUCAAGCAGAUCAUCCUAAGGCAAAUGAAAUAUUUUCUUUGCCAGAGAAAAUGCCAUACCGUAUCCAUAGGCCUUCAGUGAAGACUUUGCAAAAUAAGAUAAAAAAGAGUGGAAAAGUGUUAAAGAAAUACCAUAGCUCCAGAAGGAAAGCUUUACAUUCAAAACUGAAACAUUCUAAGUUAUUGAGUAAGAAAGAAGUUGAGAAGAGAUCACCCCAGGAAGAAGAACCAAGUAAAAUGAAAAUGAAAUGUGCAACACCCCUUAAUUCACCACAGUCAGAAGACCUUACUAUAGAGGAGGAAGUGAUAAAAACAAGAGGUAAGGAAGGUUCUAUAACAAGAGGAGAUAUUGUUUACUUGUAUACACAAUGGUUAAGGAAUAAGAAGAAAUUAGGAAGUAAUGUUUUUGUCACAGAUCUUCUGAAAAAUGUGGAGCAGCUUAUGGCAGAGAGAAAGGUUAAAUUAAUACGGGUGCCUGCAGGCACUCUGAUGUCUUCAUCUGUCAAAUUGUAUGAUGAAUACAAACAAAUGUGUAAUAUAAACAAGGAGGAUGCAAUGAUGUAUUUGGAGGAUGACUGGUUAGAAGACAUUCAGUACCUGUUGUCACAGUCACGGCCAGUUCGUAGGAGCACAGUUGAAGGUGAUAGUACAAGCUGUAAGACUGACCCUGAAGAUACUGGAUCUCACCAAAGUAUUGGGGGAGAUGUCAGUGAUUCAGAUAUUAGUGAGAGAAACUUGAUAAUUGAUGAGGGGUCUGACGAAGGAAAACUGCUGUUAGGCGCAAAGAAAUCGCGGGCUGUCAGUGAACUCCUGGCAUCAAGAGUAGUAGUUUCCAACAAAGUAAAAGCAGUAGUUGAAGAUCCAUCACAUGGCAGGAGAGAGGAAACAGUGUUAAGGAAAACAAGACUUAAAUCAUAUAAGAAAAGUUAUUAUGAAGAGUUUGUAUCAGAUUUUGAAGAUCUUGAUUCGGAGGAUGAAUUUGUAAAAGAGAAGUCAGUUGCCACCCAGAGUUCAAAAGGACAAAUAAAGAAGAUUAUAAGAUCUGAAAAUAAACCUAGCAUAAAAAUUGAAGGAAAUACAUUCACUUCCUCCAAGGAAGAAUAUGAGGUUGAGAAAAUUCUUGAUUUCCGCUAUAUCAGGGAUAAGGAAAAAGAGAGAUUACAGUAUCUUGUUCGAUGGUCUGGUUUUACCCAAGAUGAUGAUUCUUGGGUGGAUGAAAAUGACCUUGACUGUCCAAAAAUCCUAGAGGACUUUUGGGAUGCAGAAGACUUCUGUAAGAAGCCAGAUAAGUCAAAAGUGUGUGCCAAGAAAAGAGAAGAAAGUUUAUCUAGAUAUGAAGAUGAGAUAAAAACCCAUUAUACACCUUUAAGGAGGGGAGAAUCAGAUAAGGAAAAUGGUGGAGACAUUUUGGAGGUGUUGAUGCGCCACACUUCUGUGAAAAGACAUAUUGGCCGUCCAAGAGCAAGAAGAUUGUCUCAGUCACAUGUGUCAGUACAAGAGAUAUUAGAGUUAUAUAAUACUUGGAGAAGAGACAACCAAAAUGUUUUAAUGGCAGGUGGCUCAAACACUGUCAAUGUGGACACUCUUGUCAAAAGUGUAAAGAAACUAAUGGCAUCCAAAAACAUUACAAAUUUUCAUCCUGAAUCACUCUUGAAUGCUUGCUUUAUGAUGACUUUAAUCCGAACAAGGCUGAAGUCUGAGGAAGCAUUGAAGCAAUUCUUAGAUAGUAGCUGUGUGGAUGUAUUAGAGGCCAGUCACAAGCAGCAGCUAGCAAGUAGAGAGAAGCAUAAGUCACAGGAAGGAGUAUUAAAGAAAGUAAAUUCAGAUAAGAGUAUGACCAUUCAGAGCCUUCAGAAUGAAUUACAAGAAUUGCAGUGUAAUUUAAGUUUGGCAGAAGAAGCAAGAUGGGAUAGUAGAUGUGCUCUUACAGUGGUGGAAAGUGAAGUAGUGUGUUUAGAGAACAUUUGUAGGGGUGUCAAGAAGGAUAACACUGACAUUGUUUCAUGCUUGCAGCAUGAAUUAGACACACUUAGAGAAAAUAUAAGGAGCUCUGUAAUUAAAGGUUUCAAAGAAAAUGAAUUAUGUGAAGGGAAGCCAUCAAAAGUUUCAGAUACAACAAAAGCACAGUUAUUGGCAGAGAAAGCAGGAGGAGGUAAAACCUUAGACAAUGAAAUGGUGUUAACAGGAGCUGAAAAAGAACUGGCAAAGUUAGGAAUACCAGAUGAUGAAGUUCAUAAUGUGAUGGAAAUGGUUCUUCACAAGGUUGGUGGACGCAUGCUAAGAGCCCGCCCACAGAAAGUGGGAGUGGCAAAAUCUGUCUAGUGAUUUUAUUGGUAGAUGCUUGCAAGAAGCAAAGCAUUUGGACUGAAGUGAAUAUGCAGUUUUAUUUAUUUAUUUCCUUUUUUUUUUAUUGAUAAGACUGUUCUCAUUAUCCAGUUGAUAAGGAACAUCAACUUGUGAGAAGAAUAUUUUUUCAGGAAUUUUUGUGUCAUUGCUUUUAUUGUAAAAUGUGGCUAGAUAUUCAGAAGGAAAAGUUAUAGUUUAUAUUUACAAGUCUAAUUUUGUGAAACAUCAAGAAAACUACUUGAUUGGCACAUAAUUCAAAUAGCUCCUAUGGUUGCUGUGAUUAUGUAUGAAGAAAAAGAAAUGUAUAUACAUAUAUAUUUGUGCUUCAUUAUAUUUUAAUGACCUUCAAGUCAAAUGGUCACAGAUUGAUAAACAAGUUAUCAUUAAAGUACAAAUAGGUUUUAAGGAAAAUAUAUGGUGGAUAUAGAGAAAAGUAUUUGAAAGCAAAAUCUGGAUUAUUUGCAUUGUUGAGAGAAGAGGAAGUUCAUCACUCUAGGAAAAGUUCUGAGUGGAAGUCAUGGCAGCAUCACGCGAGCGCCGCAACAAUGCUGGGGCAAAGAUGUCCCAGCUACUGGACGAAGAAGAAGAAGACGAUUUUUACAAGACCACAUAUGGAGGGUUUAGUGAAGAAGCAGAUGAUGUGGACUACCAGUCAGAAGUUGAACAGGAUGAUGAGGUGGACUCUGACUUCAGCAUAGAUGAAAAUGACGAGCCAGUUUCUGAUCAAGAAGAAGAUAACAAGGAAGGCAAGAAGAAACGAGGCAGACUUAUAACCAAAGCAUAUAAGGAACCAAAACCAGUGUCAAAAGGACCAAGUGUAGUGAAGAUCAAAGAGAAGAAAUCCCCAAAGAAGCAGACUGUCUUUGACCCAGCAGCCUUAGAGAAAAAAGGGAUAAGAAAAUCAACCCAGUUAAAAUCUGCUGAGACAGUGAAACGUCAGAGAGAGAGAGCAGAAGUGGAGAGAAAACGAGCAAUGAGCAAAAGAGACAGGGCACCCAGCCUACCAAGAUUGACACAAGAAGAGUUGCUAGAGGAGGCCAAGAUAACGGAGGAAAUCAAUCUCAAGUCAUUAGAGAAAUAUGAAUUAGCGGAACUGGAUCGAAAGAAACCCAAAGUUGUUCGUCGAGGAUUUACAAGUUCAUUUAUCCGAUAUCAGUCCACUGCAAUGCCAUUGAUCCAAGAAAUAAAGUCUUCAGAAGAUGUAGAGAUGGAGGAACCAAAUGUAGAAGUUGACAUUACUCAAGACCAAAUAGGUACCAGUAUGGCACCUGCUUCUGUACUCGUGGAUAACAAGGAAAACACACUGACAAAACAAAAUUCAACUGAAAUAUGUGAAAGAACAUUUAUAACCUUCUCAGAUGAGGGGAGCUACAAGAGAGCUUUCAGAAAGUCCAAACCAAAAUCUGUACAGAAGAAUAUCUGUCCAAUCACUCGUUUUGCAGCAAGGUACUUUGAUCCUGUGACUCAGCUGCCAUAUGCAACCCUCCAAGCAUUUCGUGUCCUUCGGGAAGCGUAUUACCAACAACUAGAAGAUAAAGGAGACCGGAAUAAUAAGGAGGUUGCAAAAUGGCUGGCUUGGCGACGUGAGUACAAAAAGGUCCGUGCUUCAGCUCAAAGCAUCAAGCCUACUGUUACGACCCUCCAACAGUCAUCGGCUGCUGUCAGUUCUUCCAUUCGCACACCAACACCAAAUACACCAGUUCAGGGUACAACAAUUCCACAGACUGUAUCUUACAGUUCUACAGGCAAUGGGAUAUCAACACCUACUUCAGCAGUAACAUCAGUGGCUGCAGUAGCUCAGAUAUUAAGAUCAGCUGUGCCAGCUUCAACUGCACUUAUGGUAACUACAGCUACACCAAGUACACUACCUACAACCACUACAUCCCUUGGUACAAUUGCUGCUUCCUCAUUGCACCUUGGUGCCAGACCAAUUGCAUCUACUAUAUCUGCUUCACAACCAGGCGGGCUUGCUAGCCUUCAAGGGCAAACUGUUCAAUUGGUUCAAACUGUAGGCAGAGGAGUGAGCAGCACUGGCCGUCCCAGCCACCAAAUGGUAGUUGUAACUAGUGCUAGCGCCACUGGAGGAGUGCAGUUGGUCGGAAGUGGAACAGGUGCCAAUCUUCUGGUCCAAGGUGGCACAGGAGGAACUACCAAUCUUUUAGUUCAAGGGGGUACUUCAGCCAGUGUAGGGAACCUCCAGAUUGUGCAGGCUAGUGGAGGCAGUGGAGUUCAGGUUGUGCAGGCUAGUGGUGGAGGGAAUGUUCAAGUUGUGCAAGCCAGUGGUGGAGGCAACGUCCAGGUUGUGCAAGGAGGACGCUUCACUAUUCGACCUGUAGCAAGUCAGGCCUUCACUAAUCUACAAUCUCUUCUUAAGUAAAUGCAUUGCAGAAACAAAUUGUUUUUUUGUUAUUUUCCACCAAUGUUCAGAUUAUUAUACAGCAAAUACUGUUAUUGUUCUUUCACAUAUAAAUUAUAGAGCUUUGUUGGUUACACAGAAACGGUUUCUUCAAUAUUUCUGAGCACAUUUAUUUUCUUUCUUUUCCUUUUUUAUUUGUUAAACCCUUGUAGGACUGGGGAUAUCAAAGGUUUCCCCUAAUGUUAAGAACUAAUUAGCUAUGCUGAGGGUCUAGAAAGCCUCUCAUUCUCAAGUUUGUUACUGGAAUGACCAUAAUGUCAUAUAUUUAUAAUCAUGUAAAAUCUCAGGAAACUUUCAUUAAAUGGCAAUAAUUUCGUCUCUGUAUGUUGCCAAAGUGUCUGGUAAGAGAAUUUUAUUGGAUUAGAUAUAUAUAUGCUCUCUUUGAACCAAUUGACAAAAAUUACUUUUCAAAUAAAUGUUAAUCUUCAUCAGGGUGGGUUUUAGUAGACAAAUGAUGUAAGUGUAUGCAUUCUUACCUUUCAUAUUGUAAAGAAAAUAUGAAAUAAAUGCUCCUAAACAUUCCUAUGCCUAAUUGUAACCCACAGCAUUGAGUGAGAAAUUCACCAAAGUUUGUUUACAGUAAUUGAACUUUUUUAAGAUCUGCAAAAAGUUUUACUUGUUUUUUUGUUUUUGUUUUUCGUUUUCUUCUUUUUUCUUUCUUGUCUUAUGCUUAUUCAAGCCAAAAUUAUAGAUAAUUGCAAUUAUGACUUAAUAUUAGUAAAAAAGUCAACUUGGUUAAGAAGCAACCAUUGUGCUAUGCCACAUUAAUUGUAUUAUGAUUAAAGAAUUGGAACACACUGGAACAUUUGAAUGAGAGGAUCUUCCAUGAAUUUAGAGUUUUAAUAGCAAUAUAACAUUUUGUAUAUAAAUAAAAAACAAAAAAAAAUC